UUGCCGUUUGCUCGACAGUGGUGCUGCUGCUGAGCCUCAGCAGAGUGUGUGUGUGUGCGUGUGUGUGGAUGGUGGACUGUUCCCGGUGAAAAAACACCGACCCCCGGCCCGCAUUAAAAUGCCUCAUCGCCGCGUGUGAACGGGCGAAACUCCGCGGAGGGGAGCGAGUCAGGUCUCCAGGCAGGUUUAGAGGAAAAUAGAGGCAGGAUGUUGCAAGUUUUAGCUUGUGGCGCCGUAGUUUUCCCCGGUCUCUUCUUCGCCUUCAGGAGGAUCCUGCCGUGUGUGUUCAAACACUGGAGCGAUGCCGACGUGGUGCUGGUCAGCGAGAGGCUGGUGUCCUCCAUCCAUGCCCUCAUGGCAACCACGGCAGGAGUCAUUGUUGUGUCGUCAUGUCGGGGCAAUGUCAUUAACGAGAGGCAUUGGCUGGCUACCUACUUCGUCAUCUGGUAUGGUGUGCCCUACAUGACGUACGACAUUUUCGCCAUGUACCUCAGUCACUACCACCGCUUCCGCGUCAAAGGGCAUGAGGACUACAAACAGCAUUCACUGAGGACCAUAAACUCCUUCGUCCGCAGAGAGUUCCUGCUGGUGCUGCAUCACAUCGCCCUGCUCACUAUCCUGCUGCCUGUCACACUGUUCUUCAGAAGGGAACAGGGGGAUUUCUUCAUCGGCUGCUUGUUUCUAACAGAGCUCAGCACACCCUUCGUCUCCCUGGGGAAGAUACUUAUUCAGCUCAGCCUCCAGGAAUGCUGGCUGCACAAGGCCAAUGGCGGUAUGGUACUGCUCACUUUCUUUAUGUGCCGCAUCGCCCUCUUCCCCUACAUGUACUGGGUGUACGGCCGCCACUACGGCAUCCCGCUCUACAGCGUGCCCUUCCACCUGCCGCUGUCCGCCAACCUGGGCAACUCAUGCAUCCUGGCACCGCAGGUCUACUGGUUCGUCCUUCUUUGCCGAAAGGGUUACCGUCUGUACCGACGUAGCCGUAUGCCAGACUCGCCUCCUGCGACCACGGUCACUGACAAUUCUAAGGAUGAUUGAUAUCCAGUUCACGAUUGCUCGCUCAAGCCGCACACUCAGCUACUAACGCAACUACUUCUGCAAAGGCACUAGUUUGACUUAACACAUUUCAAACCCCCACCAUUGUACUGUAGUACACCAGGACUGCCUGCUCUUUUCCCACAACUCCUGGGCAUUUUCCGCACACUUUAAAUCCUCUGUUAUAAAAUCUGCUGCCUACGUGGACCUCUACAACGAUCCAGUUCUACUACUGAAGUUUGAUGAUUUGGGGUUGGGUUUUUUUUUUGUUUUUGUUUUUUGGGAUUUAAGCUCUCACCUGGAUCUUGUUGAAGUGCUACACUGCAUCUGUCAACAUUUACAACACUGAAGAAAAGUCAUGUUUGCUUCACUGCGAGUAAAACGUGGAAUAAAAAGCACCAGAAACUGAAGAAGAGCUUCCAUGGAGAGACAUUAUCUUAUCUCUUACUCCUACUGUGUUUACAGCCUUUGCUGAUUUGAAAGGUCUGUUACAGCGUUUGUGUGAGUGGCUGUUUCGACAGGUUGUAUUUAUUUUAAUGAUUUUACUGUAACAUGUUGGAUAGUUGCGUUUCCUCUCCCAUCCAUUCACUAAUCACACCGAAGAAGGAAUUUGGAAUGGUAUUGGGUGGGAUGCAAAUUCAGGCAGUAUUAGCAGGAAUAAUGUCACCUCAUUCACAUUAUAGAGGUAAAAACAGCUACAUUUGUUGACACCCCAUUAAUGUGACUAUUCACUCUUGUUCAUUUUGUUUGUAGUUCCCAUAAAGCAUGUUACCGUUUGUUUUCUCCUGUAAAAAGUCACUGAGAUGUGCUCGUCAGACCACGGAGAAGGGGGUGAUGGGGGCACGGUGAUGCCUAAUGUGGGACGAACUCAGGGCCACGGUCAGAGCAAUAAGGUCAGCAGAGGCUCACCAGGGCAAACUUAUAUAGAAGAUUGAUAUUUCUGAGCAAAAAAAAAAAAAAAAAAAAAAAAUCAGGAGCAGUUAUUCCUGAAACGGAUCUAUAAUAUCCAGAAAGUGUUUGUCGUUUUCCCUGAGGCUCCACAGAUUUAUAUGCACUUGUGUAUCAGCUGUUGCAAUGAGCACUUCACACAGGGCUGUAUAUACUUUAUGUUUUUAGGGAUCUACAUCAAGUUUUAGUUUCACCACUAAAACAAAAAUAGUUUUUAAACUUAAACCUAUAUCGACACCGUAAUUAGACCUGAGAGGACCAUUUUUUUUUUUUUUUAUCAUGCAAAGCAAUUUUUGUUGUUGUUGUUGUUGGAUUCACAGUUGCAUAAAGACAUUUAUCUUGAAGGCAUUUAUGAGAGAAAAUCACAUGCUUCACUUUUGAGAAUAUUAUUUCUUCAUAUCAAAGAAUAAAUAGAAGAUAUUAUUUUCAUAAGAAUGGUGCAAGGUUAGUUUGAUACAAAAUCUAGACCCUGACGUUAAUGGAACUAAUAUACUUGGUCAUUCAAGCUUUAUAGUAAACUAACUGAUUUAAGUGUGCAUUUAUGGCCUUUUUUAUGUACUGCAAAUUCAAUCUAUGCAAAAAGAGACUGCAGUGCAUGUACAACACUAAUGUCAAGUCAUAUUGGUUAGAUUCAUGCUUCAGUAUUAUUUUGUGGGACCAUACAUUCAUUUCUACUGUAGAUUUCUACUAGGACUCCACACUACAAAUCAUGGUCUCAUGUUGCAUUUCAGUUGGUAGUUUUGAAUUCUUUGCUUGACUUUUGAAUUUACCUCAAUAGUUUUUGCAAUGCUGAUAAAAACAUAUAUAUUGAUCAUUAGUAACAAUUUUUGUAACUUACAAAAACAAGUUUACAAUUGCAGCUCGGCUGACAGAGCGAUCACGUUUUCCUGUUUGGAUACCGACUUGUCACUUUUUAAAAAAAUACAUUUUGAACACAACUAAAAUAUAAAUCGCUUGAAUUAGAAUAGCUAACAAGCUGUACAAUUAUUGUAUAAUUACUGUAAGACAAGCAAAUGAUUUUUAAAAGGCAGCAAACCGCUUUACCUUUAUCAGUAAUGUCUUUAUCUUUGGUUUGAAAUCCAAAAUGUUUCCGCACAUUACUUACUCGCUUGGUUUUGUGUCAUGAUUGCCAGUUUUGUCCAUUUGAAGUGAGCCUGCUUAAGUUUUGCUGAACAGCAGCCACUGUGAAUCAAGUGUAACAUCAUUGUGAACACUAUAAUGUAGUGUGACAGUAGAGAAAAGUCAUAAAAGUGACUUAGAUACACAACAAUAUGUAAGCUUUUGAAACCACCAUAAGCUGCUGGUCAUACCAGACCAACUAAGGCUGUCAAAGCUAAUCUCCUGAGUGUUAAAUUGAGUGAGGGUGAGAUUUAAAAUCUUAUCAAUUUACCUUUUCUUAUAUUUUAUACCAUAUUAUUACAAAGGCAACAAUUGCUUCGUUUACAGAGAGACAGUUAAUUAUUUUAGAAAACCCCACAUUGGUGUACAAGGCAUUGUUUUAUCGCUUCAUUGUGGGUGCUGUAGUGUUGCUGUUCCCUGCGUGUGGGAUCUAGUUGUUGCUGCACUGCACUGUGGCCAGUGCAUUGGAAUCCACGUCUGGUGGGAACAGCAGAGAAGGGAAAAAGGUGAUGAGUGUUCUUGUUGGGAGACGGACAGCCUGUUUGCUGACGGGCAGCAUGAGGAGGAGGCAGAACGUAGAGCCGAGCUGCUGAAUGAUGGGCUUGUUUGUCUCGUUUGGCUGGAGUCCAGCAGAGUGCAGACCUCUUUUGUCCGUUGCUGACCAGGCCACUCUUACUGGAAACAUCCCAGGUUCUUUGUGCUGCUUUCAGCCAAACUCUCCCACUAUCUUGUUCACCCUCAGCCUUGUACAGCCACUUGUCUCGAAAAUCAUUUUAAUGAUAGUUACCUCUGAGGCAAAAUAAAUUUAAUUUACAUUCAUAAGUAUCUAAUUCUUACACUUCAAUGUAUAAUUCAUCCCCACCUUCAUUGGUUAAGACUCCAGUCAAUCAUUUUUUCUUUUGUAUUUAAGAUUAAAAGCUGCACGUCAUUCCUUUUUAAAUAGUGUGUCACCUACUUCUUAUAGCCAAUGUUUCCUCCCUUCCGGCUCAGUCCUCCCAGCAUGCUUUGCUCUGUCUUUCCCUUUAACUCGUCCCAGCCUCUUGGCCAAUGUGCUCUGCAGUGAUAGAAAGUUGCUGAGAGCAGACUGAGCCCUCCUCUCUGCUGCCAUCUGUCGUCAGGAUUAUCUGCUUGUCCACUCAGCAGUUUACAGGCAGGACCAGUUGGGAUUAGUAGGCCUGUGCGGCAUUUCCUAUUGAAACUGUGCAUGCCUCCUAUGUAGUCAGCUGCAUUCAGAUAAAUGCAUCUCCGCUGUGGUGGCACCAUGACCUCACCCUCCACUUAAUGCACUGAGAAAUUGGCAUAUGGGCGUUGUUUUAAUGCUUUUCUGACAUUGAUACUGAUUGGUUUAAUGGUUUAUAAUCAGGAUUAUUUGUAUUUUAACACCUACAUUGCCAUAUCAAUGGUAGAAAAGCCGUGGAAACAGCAUUUGAUCAUGACACAAAACCAUUUGAGGUGAAGUAGCAGCUCAUUAAUGCUCUAAAGUCGAUCGUGUUGUGACGGUUCAUGUUUGCAGAAAAUGCCCUCUUUUGCCUUUUGCUAAAAUCAUAGUUUAGAUUUUCAGAGAGUAAUCUUAAACUCCCCUUUUCCCAGGAAUCUGAUUUUGACAGUUAUGGAAGUGUCCAUCACAUUUAAAAGAGACGUGGGAACUAUUAGAUGGACCACUUAAGGAGAUUAAAUUUGAGAUUCAUUAAGAUUUUAACAGCAGACUCGACAAGGAUUAACUUUAAAAUCAUGUAAUAAAUGUAGAAAAUAUAACAUUCCAAGAUAUUUCUCGAUUUGAUCAUAAAAAAGCUCCCUAUUUUUUGUUUGCUCCUUAUUUAACCCGUUUGUUCUUUAUUUGUAUUGUGUCCCUCUGGUAAUUAAGACAGAAAAAUAUAUAUUUGUAAGUGAAUGUUUCCAAAAUUAAAAUGUAAUUUCUAUUAAUGCAAAGUAACUGCAAUUGGUAUGAUCUGAUCACAUGGACCUGACUUAAUAGUUCUUGUUUUUCAUAGCUUGGAAUCUGGAUCACUGCCACAUAAACUGCAUCUGAUCCUAAAUCUGUGAACCCCUCAAUCAGGAUUUAAGAAAUGUUUCAAGGCAUGCAGAGUACACAUAUCUUAACAGGUAUUGUUUUGUCAGUUGAUAGAUUCUUAUCAUUAAAGUCUUAGGUUCAUCCUCUUUGCUCAGGGUUUGAUGAAGUUGUUAACGUGUGUGAGUAGAGGUUCAUUUUAAGAUGAUGAAACUGUGAGACUGAUUUUGAAGAUGAUCACAUCUAGAAUGGUAUGCUGUUUUUUUUUCCUAAAUGAUAUUUUUUAAGCAUUUUUGUUUUCCGUAUAGAUUUUUCUUGUAUUUAUGCUUUCUGACAUGGCUUGUAAUACUUCAACUUCUUAGGGUUGGUAAACCAAAGACAGUUUAUCAGCAGUACCUGUAGUGAUAUGGAGAUAGAUCCAUUUGCUUCUCACUACUUUAGACAUGCUUCUCACUUAAAAACAUAACUACCCUGCAGUCUCACGUCUUUCUUUGAGUCCCAGAGAGUGACCAACUUGCUGGGUUUGAGAUGGAUGUUUCUUUUGAGGAUUUAAUGGAGACUUACCAGCUGUUUCUCCAUUAACAUGCACCAAGUACAUUGAAGCUUACUGUUCAAUGCAGUGACAUUUUACUCCAUAGUUUUAGUACAUUGGUUUUGCUACAUAUUGAUGAUCAAUUUUAGCUGUAAACAAACGCAAAUAGUAAAAAGAAAAAAAAGAUAUGCUUUGUAUUCCCUAUACUUGUAAGGAUAGAAUGGGAAUGGGAACAUGGACACCAAAAUUACUUCAUUUAGUAUAGGCCUACGCGAAGCCACCAGGAAAGUGAAGCCAGUUUGAAAUCGUGGCCAAAUGGUGUAAUUACAACUUCCAGGUUCAUCAUGUGAGGCCAUGGGGCCCAAAUAUAAUACUUUAAAUACUUUUUCCCAUAGACUAACAUAACACUUCAGCAUAAAUGGUUGUGGACAACUCAUGCUAACACUUUACCAUACACUGUUAAGCCAUAUCAAGCUGCGAGCUAACGUUUAGCACUAUUUUUGGGGGUUUACUAAAAUUUAAGCACAGGCCUAAGCUGUGCUGAGAAAUAGUCAGCUUCUUGCAGUUGGAAAUGUACAACCCCCUGCUAGUGCAAAACACUACUUUUAUCACAUAUUGUUUUUUUUUAUUUAUGACAUAUCAUAUCAUCUGCACCAAGCCUGGGAGAGGCCAUGGAGAGAAAGAUGAUGAAUUGCUAUAACCAGCACAAUAGUAAACAACAAAAGGUCAACUGUCGGUGUCUAUGUUCCCAUCGUUUUAGUCGAAACAUGUUAAUUCCGUUGUCAUUUUCACAUCCAAAGUGAUACAAAAAUAACAAACAAAAUAUGCUCAACAGUAUGAAGUUUGGAGUUUCUGUGGAUUGUUGGGAUGGAAAUGGUAAUAAAAACUGCAUGCGGGGUCCCCUCUCCACCCCACCCCAAUCCCUUUUUGUUGUAUAAUUUUGCUGCUUUGUAUUCACACACAUCAAAUCAGGGUUGGUCCCUGUGUCCUGGGCAGUGCAGGAAUUAGGUUAGCGGUGGGAAAUAGGCAUUCCCACUGACUUGCUAGAUAGUGGUCAAGGCUAAAUGAAGGUUUUAAAGCUAGAAUGGGUUUAUGAGUUGUGGUCUAAUGCCAUGUUCAUGUCAUGUUCUAUGUAGAUCAAAGCUAAUGGAUGGAGAGUAUGCUGGGAUCAGACUACACAAUAACAGCCCAAUAAAGACCUUGAGAACAAAAAUGAACCAAUUGCUCUUUUUACCGUGCUCCUUUUUUUGCCAUCUCUCAUAUACUUCAACGACAGUUACGACCAUGAUGGUGACCCAUAGAAGCGCAGCACGCUUCUCCAUGCAUAACCAAAAAGACAAAGAAAUCAAUUCACUGAUAUUAGACAGGAGUCCAUAGUUUAGUCUGUCAUGUUUCUUGACACAUUUAUAAACCUAUGACUGCCUACUUUAGGAUCGAGUUACUGUCUCAAGUCAAGGAGUCCAUGUAGGAGUCCAUUGUGCCAGACUGUUUUGAUAAAAAGGCAGCUGAGUCAGAUUCAUCUGUCCAUCAUCAUUCCAACCAUUGCCUAUGGUCAUGGACUUUGGGUUAAAGACUGGCAAAAUGAGAUUGCAGAUAUGAGCAGCCGAAGUAAGUUUCCUCUGUAGGGUGGCUGGUCUCAGCGUUCAUGAUAGGGUGAGGAGCUCAGACAUCCGGAGAGAGUUCAGAUUAGGGCCGCUUCGGGCCAGUUGAGGUUGUUCGGGCAUCUGAUCGGAAUGCCUCAUGGGCACGUCUCGGGCACGUCCCACUUGUAAGAGCCCCUGAGGUAGACAAAGAACACGCUGGGGAGAUUAAAUAUCUUGUCUGGCCUGGGAACACCUUGCGGAUCCCCAGGAGGAGCUGAAGGGAAGAGGACUGUCUAGAAUACCUUCGAGCCUGGUGCCCUCACAACCUGGCCCCAGAUUAGUGGAAAAAAGUGGAUGGAUGGGUAGAUUGCCGACUCCCAUCGCAAUAGGCUCAAAUAUUGUGUAGUUUGAUUCGCCAUUAGUAGUAACUGGUUGGUAUCAGUUGCAAAAUGUUUCACACAUGCAUCAGUAGUUCUAUGAAAUUAGCUCUACCUGUAACAUUUAAAGUAAUGGCUUUAAGCACGUAGCCAUAACAUUUAGUUGGCUUGGUUUCUCCUGAUAUGAUGUGAAUGCGGCAUUAGGCUGGUGAACUGCACAAAAUUUGACUUUGAAACGUUUUACCGUGCAGAUUUUGGAUGAGCUUGGAUUUUAAGCGCUGCAAAAAAAUUCUGUGUUGCUGGGACUGAUUUUGAUCUGCAGACAUUGAACCAAAUUUGGUCUCCAGUGCCUUGUGAAAAUGGCUGAUACAAAAUCUAUUUGUGAUAGCCACAUAAGUGAAUGAAAGAGCUACGUUGGCAGGCGGUGUUUACAGGUUGUGGCUGUAUUUAUUAUCCUCAUCAAAUCCUUAAUCCUUAAUUACUGUUUUAGUCAUCGUGGUGUUCACUGCAGUCAUCAAGAAAAGUCUCAUUGUUUGUUUGAAAAAUCAUAUUAUUCAUAUUUUAACUGGUUAAAACUAUUUGAAAUUGCUAUGUAUUUACUGCUAGAAAGAUAAUAAAACCUGUCCUUUGAUUCUGACGAAAUUAAGACCAUUAAUAUUUUUUAGCAUUUCAUAUUUUGUAGCAUUUAAUCUAGAUUUUCAAAUGAUCAAGCAAAUCCUAUAAUGUUGUUUUUCUAGAUGAACAUGCAUCAUUUAAGGUUGAACCCCUUUAAAGCAUAGAUAUAUUGUGAAUUUGUUUGCUGUGUUUCUGUUGUUUUAAACCUUUUCAUCUGUCAAGUGUAUGUUUUGGAGAAUUGGAUUUUAAUCUUGACCUGCUGUCCAUAUCACUCACUGUUGCGCCAUCGGUGUACUGUGUAUCCGAUUUAAAUGCAGCACCUUCACAACCUUUUAACACUUCCUGCCCGACAUUAUUUUUGAUAGCAUUCUACUUUUUCAUACAUAUAUAUCAGAUUUGAUGCAUCAGUCUUUUUUUUUUUUUUUUGUAGCGUGACCUUUUUCUGAGGAAAUUUCUGAAAUCUGAAAAUAGACUGGACUGUUUUACAAAAUGGCUUAAAACUAUUGAUGUGAGAGGAGUUAUGUACUGUAGCUGCAACUUGUGAAUUCAGAGCACCCCUUUAAAAAUUCAAUAAAUUUGAUUUGAUAGAC
Messenger RNA from Centropristis striata (black sea bass), 8807 nucleotides. RefSeq names its product ceramide synthase-like. Lineage: Eukaryota; Metazoa; Chordata; Actinopteri; Perciformes; Serranidae. Gene Ontology annotation, cellular component: membrane; endoplasmic reticulum. Bases 208 to 1038 code for a protein of 276 amino acids. The record is from RefSeq and is a predicted model, not a curated record. The transcript has 5 exons. Gene Ontology annotation, biological process: lipid homeostasis.